Schistocerca piceifrons (Central American locust) is the source of this 1860-nucleotide messenger RNA. RefSeq names its product piggyBac transposable element-derived protein 3-like. The transcript has a single exon. NCBI's taxonomy places the organism in Eukaryota, Metazoa, Arthropoda, Insecta, Orthoptera, Acrididae. The coding region runs from base 1 to 1860 and encodes 619 amino acids. The record is from RefSeq and is a predicted model, not a curated record.
AUGGAUAAGGAAUUUCUUUUUGUGGAGAAAGAUUGGGUCUUGAUUAUGGACAUAAUUGAAAAUGGUGACGUUUCUGACAUUAGUUUGAGUGGAGAUGAGGAUGACAGUAUACCACUUAUUGAAAGGCAAGCUCCACAGAUAGUGAAACGUGUUGGAGCAGAUAAAGUGGGCAUGAAUGAUGUGUGUAGAAACACCAUAUCUGAAGAUGAAGAUGACGGAGACGUGAUGGAUGCUGAAAUGAACUUUUUAUGCAAUGAAAACAACCCAGAAUUGAAUAACCUGUGUGACAACAUAAUGGUGACACCUAAAGAAUCCAUAAAAUGGAAACGCAAGCCUCUAAGUACCAUGGCAGAAACAUACAAAGCUCCAAAUUUUGAAGAAUCUGUCUUGUGUUCUCCAAUACAAUACUUCAAAAGAUAUAUACCAGAUGAUUUGUUCACUAGCAUGGCAGCACAUACUAAUAUUUAUGCAUUACAACAAGGCAAAUCCUCAUUCAAGCAGACAACAGCUCAAGAACUAGAGGUGCUAUUUGGUUUGCAUAUACUGACUGGCGCUUUGAAAUUUCCCAGAUUACGAAUGUAUUGGGAUACAAGCCUGAAGGUAAAUGUGUUUUGGGAAAACAUGUCACGAGACAGAUUUUUAGAAUUACAAACAAAUUUACACUUGGUGAACAACCUGGAGAAGCCACCUGAAAAUAAAGAUAAAUUUUACAAAGUCAGGCCAGUUUACACAGCCAUUCGAAUACGCUGCAGUGAACUUCCUAUAGAAGAGAAUGUUUGUGUGGACGAAGGAAUUAUUCCUUUCACUGGGAAGUUUUCUGCAAAUCAGUAUGUCAAGGGGAAACCAAGUCCAUGGGGAAUCAAAGUCUUCAUGUUGUGUGGAAAGAGUGGAAUAGUGCAUGAUUUCCUUUUGUACCAAGGUGCUACAACUGAACUAAAUACCACAUGCUGUAAAAAAUUUGGAUUAGGUCCUGCUGUUGUUUUAGGAUUUUCUGUUCCACUCUCAAAAGGUAAAGGUCAUAAACUAUACUUUGACAACUUCUUUUCAUCUUAUCAUCUGUUUCAAGUUCUGAAAUCUCAGGGCAUCAAUGCAGCAGGUACUGUCCAUCAAAACAGGUUUGGAAAGAACUUGCCUUUCUCAGAUGAUAAAACAAUAAUGAAACAAACCAGAGGUUACUGUGAAGAAAUCACUAAUGCUGAUGACAUUACCAUGUGUAAGUGGUUAGACAAUAGGCCAGUUGUAUUGUGUUCUAACUUUGUUGGUAAAGGCUCAGUGGAUGAAGUCGAGCGUUGGGACAAAAAGCACCAUAAAUAUGUGAAAGUAGAAAGACCUGAAAUAGUGAGAAGAUAUAAUCAAGCAAUGGGUGGUGUGGAUCUAUUUGAUCAAUUGAUAAGCUACUACAGAGUUUUCAUCAGAUCUCAAAAAUGGCCUUUGCGUAUGAUUUUUCACUCUGUUGACUUUGCCAUCGUGCAAAGUUGGUUGGAAUACAGACGAGAUGCAGACAACCUGUCUACCCCAAAGAAGAAGCAAAUGGACCUUCUUUCCUUUUGUAUCAGGCUAGCAGACAGAUUGAUACUGUGCCAAAAGAAAGUGACUGGAAAGAAGAGGGGGCAUCCGUAUGAUGAAGGACUGGUUUCAGACAUGAGAGUCGUACCAAGAAAACGAGGAGAAUUACAACCAGCUACAGAGAUACAGUUUGAUUCCAUAGACCAUUUGCCUUUGCAUGAUGUAGGAGCUCCAAGUCGCUGCAAAUUUCCAAAAUGUACAGGGCACUCAAGAAUUCAGUGCAGAAAAUAUAAAGCACAUUUGUGUCUCCAAAAGGACAGAAAUUGUUUUUUGCAGUUUCAUACUAAACCUUAA